Molecule: messenger RNA, 282 nt
Organism: Sphenostylis stenocarpa
Lineage: Eukaryota; Viridiplantae; Streptophyta; Magnoliopsida; Fabales; Fabaceae
Source: the annotation of a GenBank genome assembly
AUGAAUGCGCUUGGCUGGAAAAGCAGUGGAUCAGGCAAAAAAUUAUGUAAGAUUGGCCAGGAUAUGUAUGGGCUAUCAGGGUUGGGUAGUGUAUCGAAGUGCAAAGGUGAGAGAACAGGGAAAACAGUAUUAUACUCCACAAUUUGGUCAAUAAAAUUGCUGCAUUUAUGUGUCACUGCAAUUUUGGCCACUAUUGAUGAGACACUCCACUAUGGCAUCAUAGCAGUGCUAUUUGACACUAUUGAUAACUAUGCUGACUGUCCAGAGAGUAGAAGUUUUUAG